AUGGCCGAAGUGGCCAGGAGAAACGAGGCGCCGCCGGGUGAUGGGGCUGGUAAUGUGGAACCAGCGCAAGGCGAUCAACCACAACCCCAACAAGGACGGUUUAACAUGUUUUUUGGAGUUGUGAAAACAUUAAUUGUUCGAUCAUUAAUUAUCUACUUCAUUACGUCAAUGUUUAAAAAGUCCUCAAAUGUACCUCCUGAUGGUGUUACUCCAAUUGCUGAUUCUGUUCCAAAUGUCAAUUAUUUUGAGUUUGGUACUAAAUUUGAUAUGUAUGUGUAUUUAUCAGAAGACUAUAUUAAGACUAUAAUGCAUGAUAAACUCGAUGAUGAUAAUGAACUUGUUUGGAAAAAAACAGAUUUAGAAUAUGGAGACUGGUCUUCAGGACCUAAUAAUGAUGGUACUUAUACUAUUCAAAAAUCUUUCAUUCCAUCACCGAAUUUGCAAAAUAACGGAUCAAUUUAUUUACAUGUGUACUUCAUUAAAAAGACAAAUUCAAAUAUAAGUAAAAAUGACAUGUACGUUGUUCAUGCCAUGAAACAAUUAAAUAAGUUUAAAAAAGUCAAAUUCUUAAAAACCCAUAACUUACUUACGGGUGAAACAUCUGCUACUCCAGAACAAAUUGAAAAAGCAGAAAAAUUUGAGACUGAAAUAAUAUCACAUUGGCAUCCUAAUCUUACAAUUUGUUUAGUAACUGAUCAAACAAACUGGACUAAAGGAUCUCUCCCCGAGCCAUUUUCUGAAUAUCUAGAAUUCAUACCAAAAAAUCGAUAUAAGCCAAUGGUGUUUUUUAAUGAUUUCUGGAACAUGCUUAGAGACUAUCAACCAAUCAAUAAAACUGUGAAUAAUUUGGAUUUAACACUUACAUUCCAACCAUUGUCAUUAUUUAAAUGGCAAAUGUAUUCGGCUCAGACUAUGCGAAACAAAUGGACUGCUGGAUUUUUGGGUGAUACUUUUGCCACAGAUGCUAAUGAAGAUGAUCAAGAUCAAGAUUCAUUAAAAGAAGCAUUGUUAGAAACGUCACCAUAUAUUUUGGCAGCUACAAUCAUUGUAUCAAUAUUGCAUAGUGUUUUUGAGUUGUUAGCUUUUAAAAACGAUAUUCAAUUUUGGAAGGAACGUAAGUCGUUGGAAGGUUUAUCUGUACGUGCAGUAUUUUUUAAUGUAUUUCAAUCUGUCAUUGUACUUUUGUAUGUGCUUGAUAAUGAUACAAACACAAUCAUUCGUAUCAGUUGUUUUGUCGGGCUGGGUAUUGAAUGUUGGAAAAUUAACAAGGUGUUGGACAUAAGCAUUGAUCGGCAAACACGGUAUUUAGGUAUUAUUCCAAAACUUAUAUUUAAGGAAAAGGGGUCCUAUGCUGAAUCAAGCACAAAGGAAUAUGAUCGAGCAGCCUUUAAAUACUUAUCAUGGGUACUAUUUCCUCUUCUUGCUGCAUAUGCAAUUUAUUCACUCGUUUAUGAAGAACAUAAAGGAUGGUAUUCUUGGGUACUCAACAUGUUGUAUGGUUUUCUUCUUAUGUUUGGUUUCAUUACAAUGACUCCACAAUUGUUCAUUAACUAUAAGCUCAAGUCUGUGGCGCAUCUUCCUUGGAGAAUGAUGUCUUAUAAGUGUUUAAAUACAUUCAUUGAUGAUAUAUUUGCAUUUGUUAUUAAAAUGCCAACAAUGUACCGUUUAGGCUGUUUUAGAGAUGAUAUUGUAUUUUUCAUAUUUUUGUAUCAAAGAUGGAUAUAUAGAGUAGAUCCGACUAGAGUGAAUGAAUUUGGAUACGCUGCCGAGCCAGUUGAAGAUCAGCCACAAGCUAUUGAAGACAAGGUACAAGCCAUUGAAGAAAAACCACAAGUAGUUGAAAAAGAGAAACCAGAAGAUGAUAAAAAGAAUGAUUAA
This is a messenger RNA of Macrosiphum euphorbiae (potato aphid), 1878 nucleotides long. Lineage: Eukaryota; Metazoa; Arthropoda; Insecta; Hemiptera; Aphididae. The record is from the annotation of a GenBank genome assembly.